Molecule: messenger RNA, 3932 nt
Organism: Mus musculus (house mouse)
Lineage: Eukaryota; Metazoa; Chordata; Mammalia; Rodentia; Muridae
Gene: Ano2
Product: anoctamin 2
Exons: 26
Coding region: 305-3313 (1002 amino acids)
Cellular component (GO): plasma membrane
Molecular function (GO): protein dimerization activity; intracellularly calcium-gated chloride channel activity
Source: RefSeq, marked validated
GUGGAGUGGAGGAGCGCCAGCAGCAUUUACUCCCUGGCCCGCAGCCCAUGCAUGACCCCAGCGUGUCUCUGGCUGCACCUGAGAAAGGGAUCCUUUCUGGAAGUUGGGCUAGUCUCUGCGAAGGAGGAGCGCAGGGAACUGCCCAGGGAGAGGGAUGGAUUGGAGGAGGUGGCAGCCGCUGGCGAGGGGCGGGCACGUCCAGACAGAGCUGAGCCGCGAUGGAAUUAACUCCCUGGCAGCCACAUAAGCCUAUCCAGAGUGGAGCGAGGGCAGCCAAGGGGCUUGGCAUCUGGGGACCAGCACCAUGGCGGCCCCUGGGCUGCGAGACAUCCCUCUGCUCCCUGGAUCUCCACGUCGGCUGAGUUCUCGGACCGUGGCCAGAGGAAGCCAGGGCCCCAAACAUGGGCAGCAGUACCUCAAAGUGCCAGGUCACCGGGCCCCAGGUCAGAGGGACAAUUCCAGCCUACACCCUAGCCAGGUCUCCAGGAGAGAGAGUUCCCGAGACCGUUCUGUCAUCAAUAACUACCUGGAUGCCAAUGAGCCCCCGUCCUCGGAAGCCCGUCUGAGCCGCAUGCACUUUCACGACAACCAGAGGAAAGUCGACUAUGUACUUGCAUACCACUACCGGAAACGAGGCGCACACCUGGGUCACGGCUCCCCUGGACACUCUCUGGCUGUUAUCUCCAAUGGGGAGACAGGCAAGGAGCGCCAUGGCGGGGGCCCUGGUGAUGUUGAACUUGGGCCACUGGAUGCUCUGGAAGAGGAAAGGAGGGAGCAGCGAGAUGAAUUUGAGCACAACCUGAUGGCUGCUGGGCUGGAGCUGGAGAAGGACUUGGAGAGCAAAAGCCAGGGAUCUGUCUUUGUCCGGAUCCACGCCCCAUGGCAGGUGCUGGCCAGGGAAGCAGAGUUCUUGAAGAUCAAAGUCCCCACCAAGAAAAUGUACGAGAUCAAAGCAGGAGGCAGCAUCGCAAAGAAGUUCAGCGCCAUUCUGCAGACGCUCAGUUCACCCCUGCAGCCCAGAGUUCCUGAACACAGCAACAACAGGAUGAAAAACCUCUCCUACCCAUUCUCCAGGGAAAAAAUGUACCUGUACAACAUCCAGGAAAAGGACACCUUCUUUGACAAUGCUACCCGGAGCCGCAUUGUACACGAGAUUCUGAAGCGGACGGCCUGUUCUCGAGCCAACAACACGAUGGGUAUUAACUCUCUAAUAGCAAACAAUAUCUACGAGGCUGCCUACCCGCUUCAUGAUGGUGAAUAUGACAGUCCAGGGGAUGACAUGAAUGACAGAAAGCUGCUGUAUCAGGAAUGGGCACGCUAUGGAGUGUUUUACAAAUUUCAACCCAUUGACCUCAUCAGGAAGUAUUUUGGAGAGAAAAUUGGGCUAUAUUUUGCUUGGCUGGGGUUGUAUACAUCAUUCCUGAUCCCAUCUUCUGUCAUAGGCGUGAUUGUGUUUCUUUAUGGAUGUGCAACAAUCGAGGAAGAUAUUCCCAGCAAAGAGAUGUGUGACCACCAGAAUGCCUUCACCAUGUGUCCCCUGUGUGACAAGUCCUGUGACUAUUGGAACCUCAGCUCAGCCUGUGGGACUGCACGGGCCAGUCAUCUGUUUGACAAUCCAGCCACCGUCUUCUUUUCCAUCUUCAUGGCUCUGUGGGCUACCAUGUUUCUGGAAAACUGGAAGAGACUCCAGAUGCGGUUGGGCUACUUCUGGGACCUGACUGGGAUCGAAGAGGAAGAAGAACGUUCCCAGGAACACUCUCGGCCUGAAUAUGAAACCAAAGUACGAGAGAAACUGUUAAAGGAGAGUGGCAAGUCAGCGGUUCAGAAGCUGGAAGCAAAUUCACCUGAGGAUGAUGAGGAUGAUGAAGAUAAACUGACUUGGAAAGAUCGUUUCCCAGGAUACUUGAUGAACUUUGCCUCCAUCUUGUUUAUGAUUGCCCUGACGUUCUCCAUUGUCUUUGGGGUCAUUGUGUAUCGGAUCACAACUGCAGCUGCCCUGUCUCUCAACAAGGCCACACGCUCCAAUGUCCGGGUGACAGUGACUGCAACAGCAGUCAUCAUCAACCUCGUGGUCAUCCUCAUCUUGGAUGAGAUCUAUGGUGCUGUGGCCAAGUGGCUUACCAAAAUCGAGGUUCCGAAAACAGAACAGACUUUUGAAGAACGGUUGAUCCUCAAAGCUUUCUUGCUCAAGUUUGUCAAUGCCUACUCCCCCAUCUUCUAUGUGGCCUUUUUCAAGGGGAGGUUUGUGGGCAGACCUGGAAGCUAUGUCUACGUGUUCGACGGUUACCGCAUGGAAGAGUGUGCUCCGGGAGGCUGUCUCAUGGAGCUGUGCAUCCAACUCAGCAUCAUCAUGUUGGGCAAGCAGCUGAUCCAGAACAAUAUCUUUGAGAUUGGAGUCCCGAAGCUAAAGAAACUCUUUCGGAAGCUGAAAGAUGAGACAGAGCCUGGAGAAAGUGACCCUGACCACUCAAAACGUCCAGAGCAGUGGGACCUGGACCACAGCCUAGAGCCUUACACUGGGCUGACUCCUGAGUACAUGGAAAUGAUCAUCCAGUUUGGUUUUGUCACCCUUUUUGUGGCCUCCUUUCCUCUGGCCCCUGUGUUUGCUCUCCUCAACAAUGUCAUUGAAGUGCGGCUGGAUGCAAAAAAGUUUGUUACAGAACUGAGACGCCCAGAUGCUGUGAGGACCAAAGACAUUGGAAUUUGGUUUGACAUUCUCUCUGGAAUUGGCAAGUUCUCCGUCAUCAUUAAUGCUUUUGUCAUUGCUGUCACCUCCGACUUUAUCCCCCGCCUUGUGUACCAGUACUCCUAUAGCCACAACGGGACACUACAUGGCUUUGUGAACCAUACACUCUCCUUUUUCAACGUCAGUCAGCUGAAGGAGGGAACACAGCCUGAAAACUCACAGUUCGACCAGGAGGUUCAGUUUUGCAGGUUCAAAGAUUAUCGAGAACCACCAUGGGCACCAAACCCUUAUGAGUUUUCCAAGCAGUACUGGUCUGUUUUGUCUGCCCGUCUGGCCUUUGUUAUCAUCUUCCAGAACCUAGUGAUGUUCCUGAGUGUCCUGGUGGACUGGAUGAUUCCGGAUAUCCCCACUGACAUCAGCGACCAGAUCAAGAAAGAGAAGAGCUUGCUGGUAGACUUCUUUCUGAAGGAGGAGCAUGAGAAGGUCAAGCUGGCUGAUGAGCCCACCCAGAGGAGCCAGGGAGGUGGGGAUCGGAGCAGGAGGAGCCGUGCAGCCAGCUCUGCACCAUCAGGCCGGAGCCAGCCAGGCAGCAUAGCAUCCUCAGGGUCCCAGCACACCAAUGUAUGAGUCAUUGGCAGCAGAGGAGGGCAUGUUAUGGCGAAACGCAUGAGUACACCAUAUGUUCCUAUAACACAGUGGUACCUCUUCUGCUGGGAACUGGCUUAAGGGUGUCUCCAAAAGGAAGUUACAGAAAGGGAAAUAGAGUGAGAGAGUGCAGGAGGGAAGGAAGCCGUAUAGCUUCUCAAAAAAGCUAGAAGCUUGUGUUUCUUUUAGGUUGACUUUUGAGCUGUGUCCUUUCAGGGAGUUGGUACCCCAUGGGGGUCACUUCACCAUAGAAUUUUCUCGGGUCCUUUCUUAUUCUUCACCAUCAUCUUAGGUGAAAGAAGUUCAGUGAGGGUCCCAUCCAUCCUAGCACCCAUCUAACUGAUCACACCCCCUUCCUACUGUCACCCUGGAAUAACCUCUCAGAGACACUUGUGAAUGGGGCCACAACAAGGCUGGGCAGAUGCAAAUGAAGUUACAGGAUUGAUUUCUGUGGCCACUGGACCUGGUGGUAAGGAAGAAAGGUCCUGUCCAGGUUUGUCUGCAGCUCCUAUGACAAGGAUGCAUAUAAUGCAACUCACCACCGUUUUAUGCAAGUUCUGGUUUAAAAUAAAAUAAAUGGAAAGUCUUUUUUUUAAAAAAA